AUGGGGGAAAAUGAUGAUGAAAAAUACAGUCAAGCUGGCCAGAUAUUUGAAAACUUUGUACAAGCUUCAACAUGCAAAGGCACCAUCCAGGCCUUCAAUAUUCUCACUCGCCAACUUGAAUUGGAUCCUUUGGACAAUAGAAACUUUUUCACCAAACUCAAAUCGAGAGUGACCACAUGGAAGGCCAAAGCUUUGUGGAAUAAGCUUGAUAAAAGAGCAAGUCACAAAGAGUAUAAACGUGGAAAGUCUUGUAUGAACACUAAGUGUUUAAUUAUUGGUGGUGGCCCCUGUGGCCUGCGGACUGCCAUUGAACUUGCCUUCCUGGGAGCCAAGGUUGUGGUCGUGGAGAAGCGGGACACUUUCUCAAGGAACAACGUGCUGCAUCUCUGGCCCUUCACCAUCCAUGACCUUCGGGGACUGGGAGCAAAGAAAUUCUAUGGGAAGUUCUGUGCAGGAUCUAUUGAUCACAUCAGUAUUCGACAGCUUCAACUCAUCCUCUUCAAAGUUGCACUCAUCCUGGGAGUGGAAAUUCACGUGAACCUGGAGUUUGUGAAAGUCCUGGAGCCUCCUGAAGAUCAAGAAAACCAAAAGACAGGUUGGAGGGCUGAAUUUCUCCCCGUGGAUCACCCUUUGUCAGAGUAUGAAUUUGAUGUUAUCAUUGGUGCAGAUGGCCGCAGGAACACGUUAGAAGGCUUCAGGAGGAAGGAAUUUCGUGGAAAGCUGGCCAUUGCAAUCACUGCCAAUUUUAUAAACAGAAAUACAACUGCAGAAGCCAAGGUAGAAGAAAUUAGUGGGGUUGCUUUCAUCUUCAACCAGAAGUUCUUCCAGGACCUGAAAGAGGAAACGGGGAUUGACCUGGAGAAUAUUGUUUACUAUAAGGACAGCACGCAUUAUUUUGUGAUGACAGCAAAAAAGCAGAGUCUUCUGGACAAAGGAGUGAUUAUUAAUGACUCCAUUGACACCGAGCUGCUGCUCUGUGGGGAAAAUGUGAACCAGAACAAUCUGCUGUCCUAUGCCAGAGAAGCUGCUGACUUUGCAACCAACUACCAGCUGCCUUCCUUGGAUUUUGCAAUUAAUCACUACGGGCAACCAGAUGUAGCAAUGUUUGAUUUUACCUCCAUGUAUGCAUCUGAGAAUGCUGCACUGGUGAGAGAGAGGCACAGGCAUCAGCUCCUGGUGGCCCUUGUUGGAGACAGCUUGCUUGAGCCCUUCUGGCCGAUGGGCACUGGCUGUGCCAGAGGGUUCCUGGCUGCCUUUGACACAGCGUGGAUGGUGCGGAGCUGGGCACAGGGCAAGCCCCCGCUGGAGAUCCUGGCUGAACGAGAGAGCAUUUAUCGACUCUUGCCUCAGACGACCCCUGAAAAUAUUAAUAAAAACUUUGAGCAGUACACCAUCGACCCAGGAACAAGAUACCCGAACUUGAACUCGAGCUGCGUUCGACCUCACCAGGUGAGGCAGUUAUAUGUUACCAAUGAGCUGCAGCAGUGUCCUCUUGAAAGGGUGAGCUCCAUCAGAAGAUCAGUGAACCUCAGAAGACAAGAGUCAGAUAUUCGGCCUAACAAGCUUUUGACGUGGUGCCAGAAGCAGACAGAGGGGUACAGGAACGUGAAUGUCACUGACCUGACCACCUCCUGGAAAAGUGGCCUUGCCCUGUGUGCCAUCAUCCAUCGCUUCAGGCCUGACCUCAUUGACUUUGAGGCACUGAAGGAGGAGGACGUGGUGAGGAACAACCAGCUGGCGUUCGACGUGGCCGAGCAGGAGUUCGGGAUCCCGCCGGUGACCACGGGCAGGGAGCUGGGCUCGGCUGGGGAGCCCGACAAGCUGAGCAUGGUGCUGUACCUGUCCAAGUUCUACGAGCUGUUCCGGGGCACCCCUCUGCGAGCAGUAGAUGCUGCUGAAAAGCAAAAUGGAGAAAAUAAUGAUCUUGGUUCAGCAAAAUCAUCGAAUUUCAUCUUUAAUAAUUAUAUCAAUUUAACUUUACCAAGAAAACGAGUACCAAAGGCUGAAGGGAAAACAGAAGAAAAUGAAACAAACAAAAGGCGUCGGAAAGGACUCUUCGGUGUCUUUGAGCAGGUUGGCUUUCCAAGCCAGGGGACAGACAAUGGGAAAGAACAGAGUGAUGGCAGAGAAGGAAUGAACCAGAACAAAGUGAAAUCCAUGGCAACUCAGCUGCUGGCAAAGUUUGAAGAGAACACUUCCAAUACAAUUCUGCGGAGACAGGGUUCUCUGCGGAAGGAAUUCCCCAAGUCCAUCGGGGGGAGUGAUAUUUGUUAUUUCUGCAAGAAGAGGGUCUAUGUCAUGGAGCGGCUGAGUGCAGAGGGCCACUUCUUCCACAGGGAGUGCUUCAAGUGUGAAAUAUGUUCUACAACACUCCGCUUAGGAAUCUAUGCCUUUGAUGUUGAGGAAGGUAAAUUUUACUGUAAACCUCAUUUUACGCACUGCAAGAUCAGUACGAAACACAGAAAGAGAAGAGCAACAAUACAGAUCCAUGGACAGGCGAUCGACGCGUGGAAGAAAGUAGAAGCCAAGCCCGCAGAGAUGAACACAGAAAGCACUUUGUCCCCUGCUAGCAGUCCAGAGGACAGGUCCCCAGGUAUCCUGACUUCCUUCUUACGGGGCGCGCUAAGCUGGCCCCUGCGGGUGACCAGGGAUCUGCUUGACAUUCCCAGCCGCCUGGGUGACUGGAUGCAUGGUGUCCUGCACGCUACCCAGCUCCAUUUCAGGGACAAUGCCUAUAACUAUACCUACCUGUACGAGCUCCUGAGCCUUGGGGUGCCGCUGCUCUGCGCUCUCCUGGAGGUACUCACUCACAUGUACCGGGAGGCAGAGCUCUCACUUGAGAACGUGCUUGAGUGGGUGAAAAGGUUCUGUGGGGUUUGAGUUGUGUCUUGCUCAGUCGUGCCUUUCAGAUUUUCCAAGUUAACAGCCUGGCUGUUGUCUCGAGGCAGGGAGGGGGGGGGGGGGGUGGAUUUUGGUUUGGAGGGUUUUGGUUUUGCUUUCCGUGCAAUUUCACGUGUGACUUUGUUGAAUGGUGGAUUCCUUGUGAUAGAAGCGAGGUACAAUCAAAAUUUUCAACGUAAAAUGUACUGUAUGUUAGAGCAUGAAGGACAGUGUCCAAACACAUUUCCACAACAUGCACUCAGAUGAAGGAUAUUUUCUAGAUUAUUUCCCCCCUGUUUUAUUCUGUGAUCAGACCACUGGAGAAGAUGGUACAUUUUUGAACCCAUUUUUCUCCUUACUCUCCGCAGCUUUUUGUUUUUCUUUUUUUCUUUUCUCUUUUUUUUUUUUUUUUCUUCAGUUAGACCAAGAAAGAAUGUGUGUUCUUUCAGGAAUAUUUCUGACAGAUGACUGGGUUUUGAAACCUGAGUAUGGCACAUAGCUUUUUAUUUUGUCCUUGCUCUCAUCUUUGCUCUAGGCUAUGAGGUUUAUAACUUGCAUGAAUAUGUUUCAAAAAAACCAUGUACAUAAUUCAGGUUGUUCCUAGUCAUGCCUUUUACAUUGCUUGUGAAGGAUACCUUUUGUUGAUAGUGGGUAUUACCUGUUCUGCUAAUUUAUUUGAAGUUUUAAAAUAAAUUUAAAGAGCAAAUGAUAGUUGAGUGAAGGCUUGAUUGAAAUUUUAAGGCAAGGGAACUGGUAGGAAGAAGUAGACCACACACUCCUCAAGUCCAAGCUUCCUCAUUUUUUGAAUGUAAUUCCUGUACAAUUACUCAUUUAGUGGCUGAUAUGAGGAAUAUCAAUUUAUUGAGCGCUCCUCUGUAACUGAAGUCACUCCUGUUGUGCCUCUGGGCAGGCACUGCUCUCAGUGUCUUCAGGAAUUUUUAAAAAACACAGGUUUAGAGCAAACAUCAAAAGCCUAUAAAUGUAUUCUUAGGCAAGAACAACUUUCUGGGGUUAAUUCAUUUCAGGGUGUUCAGCUGGUGGUAGAAAGGUGAAAUUCUGUUACCUGCAGUGGCAGAUGAGUAAAUUUCUAUCAGAUGUCCCCCAGCAAGGUCUGCCUUAAUCAGAAGGUCUACCUUAGCUUGUUAAACAAGGACACAGUGACAUCCCAAUGCUCAUUGCUUUCAGCCUAGUUAGCCAGCCUAGGUAAGCGUGCUCCCUGCCUUUCAAGUACUUUUUUAUACUCAGAAGUUUACCAGGUAAACCCUUAAACAUGGCAAUAUGUGUAGCCUGAAAUGAAAAGCAUCUGUAGCAUUCAUUUGUAGCCAGAAGAAUGUGGUGUAAACAGUAGGAAAUACUGUUGCAUUCAAGUUAGUACCAAAACUGAGGAUCACCUGCUAGUGGUCUCAAGUGACUGUGCUGCCUAUGGGCUGGCAGGUCUUGGGGUUUGUUGUUUUGUUCUGUUUUGUUUUGAUUUAAUAUAAUGUGGGAAAAGAUUAUUUGAAUUGUUUUGCAUCUUAGGUAUGAAAAGGAAAUGUGUCUGCUGUUGCAAAUAAAUGACAAACUGGAUCUUUCUUCUAGAUAGUUUGCCUUUCUUUAAACUAUGAGGAUGAGCUUUUCACAUUUUAGAGUGGUUAUGUAUUUUGGGGGGGAAAUUGUUCUUUUUAUGCACAAAACUUGAAAGUGCUUGAAGAAAAUGGUUAGAUAUAAGGUAGCAUUUCUUUGCAUAAAUUGCCAUUAAUGCUCAAACAUGUAUUCAGCCAAACUUUGCUACAAUAUUGAGUGAGCACAGCAAUAAUUACAGUUACACAGUGACCCAUCUGUAUAUAUGGAAUGUAUCUGCAUCUUUCUUACAGCAUUUUAAAAACCUGGCAUGGAAACACUGUAUUAUUUUCAAUUGUUUGCUAAUGACAGUAACUGCUUCACCCAGAA
Molecule: messenger RNA, 4809 nt
Organism: Cinclus cinclus
Lineage: Eukaryota; Metazoa; Chordata; Aves; Passeriformes; Cinclidae
Gene: MICAL2
Product: microtubule associated monooxygenase, calponin and LIM domain containing 2
Exons: 18
Coding region: 1-2880 (959 amino acids)
Molecular function (GO): protein binding; FAD binding
Source: RefSeq, a predicted model, not a curated record